GUCAGAAAUUGUAACAAGAAACAACCAUUUAUACAGGAAAAGAGAAAUGGUUAAAUUGAGAGAAAUUCAAAGGACAGCUACGUUUGCAUGGAGCCCGUGUGAGGAAGGAACAUGGCUAGCAACGGGAACCAUACCAGGCGUUAUUGAUGCAGGAUUUUCGGAUAGAAUGGACUUAGAGCUUUGGAAGAUUGAUUUGAUGGAUUGGUCGUCAGAAUCAUUUGAGUUGACGAAGGCAAACUAUGUGACAUCUAGUGGUACGAGAUUUAAUGAUAUUGCGUGGGGAUCGGUAUUAGGAAGUAAGAAGAACGGUAUUAUUGCGGGAGCAAUGGAAAAUGGGGCGUUAAAUCUAUGGGAUGUGGAUUUAAUACGUAGUGGAGCAAGUUGUAAUGAGUCAUUAAUUGCACAAAACACGACACAUAAUGGUGUUAUUAAAAGUUUAGAUUUUAACACUACACAAACGAAUUUGUUAGCAUCAGCAGGGGAAAAUGGAGAAAUAUGGGUAUGGGAUAUGGAGAGUCCGACGAAGCCGUAUUCAUCAGGACAAAAAUCGAAUCAAUUAGGGGAGAUUCAAUCGAUAGUAUUUAAUAAAGAUCAAAAAGUUCCGUAUAUUUUGGCGACGGCGGGAAAUACGGGUGUUACGUCAGUUUGGGAUCUUCGGGCGAAAAAGGCAAUUGUAAAUCUUCAAUUUCCUGGAGUAGGUGGAGGAAAAAAAGGAAUGAGUUCAGUAAUGUGGCAUCCAGAUUUUGCAACAAAGAUUAUAACAGCAUCAGAGGAGGAUGCAUUGCCGGUUAUAUUAAUGUGGGAUUUAAGAAACUCACAUGCACCGGAAAAGGUUUUAUCAGGUCAUGAGGCAGGUGUAUUAUCUAUAUCAUGGUGUAAACAAGAUCCAGGAUUAUUUUUAUCAUGUGGAAAAGAUAAUAGAACAUUAUGUUGGGAUCCAUUUUCAGCAGAAUUAAUUGGCGAAUUCCCUCGAUCUAACAACUGGGUAUUUAGAACUUCAUGGUCUUUAAAGAAUCCAGACGUGAUUGCAAAUGCUUCUUAUGAUGGAAAGAUAAUUAUUCAAACAAUUCAGACUACUCAAACGCUUAAAGCAGAAAAUCGUAUGGACCUUUCAUUAAAUAUUUCAAAUGCGGAUUUCUUUGAUAAUAUUCCAUCAUGUUUAAGAUCGCACGAACCACCUUUAUUAUUGAAAAAGCCGCCUAAAUGGCUUAGAAAAAAUUGUGGAGUAAUUUUUGGAUUUGGAGGUAAAUUAAUAGUAUUUGGAAAUAAUAAAACAUCCGGAUCGAAUAGCGUUAAAAUCAUAAAUACUAUAGAAGAAUUAAACAUUGUUAAGGAAUUAAAUAUUAUUGAUGAUGCAAAUAACUUUGAAGAAGUUUUAAAAAAAAAAGAUAUUAAGACAUAUUGUAAGAAAAAAAUUGAAGGAAUAAAUGAUCCUUUGGAAAGAAGAAUAUGGGAAAUCCUUUUUAUUCUUUUACAUGAAGACUCUAGAGAUAGAUUUGUAGAUUUCCUUGGAUUUAAAAAAGAUAACAUUGAAAGUGAAGUAUUGGAUAAAGUUAGAGAAAUUUCUAUAAGCAAAAAGGCUAAAGAGAUUACGGAUACUUACGAAACUGUAAAAUCUACAGAAGAAAACCUGGAAAAUUUGUUUAAAAAACAUGAGACGGAUGCAAAUUUUUCCCAUUUAAAAACAUCUAGCUCCGAAAAGAAUAUAUUCUCUCAUCUACCACCCUUAAAUGAACCAUUUUCAAUAUUUAAAGAUACCGAUUCAGAAUUAGAUAAAGUUAUUACCAAAUCUAUUUUUCUAGGACAAUUUGACAAGGCAGUUGAUUUAUGUUUGCAGGAGGAUCGACUUUCUGAUGCACUAAUUUUCUCUUUUUGCGGGGGGAAAGAAUGCCAGAGACGUGCACAAAGAGCAUACUUUAGAAAAUAUAAUGACAUUCCAUAUAUUAGGUUAUUAUCUUCCAUAAUUGAAGAAAAUUUAUGGGAUGUUGCAUUAAAUACAGAUUUGGAGGAUUGGAAGGAAGCACUUGUUAUUAUAUGUACAUUUUCAAAAUCUGAAAACUUUUCAGAAUUAUGUGAUGCACUAGGUGAUCGAAUAGAUACGAAAUUUCGCGCUAAAAAUACAGAUCUGGAGCUAAGAGAUCAGGCAGUUUUGUGCUAUCUUAUGGGAGCAAAACUUGGAAAAUUAAUUAAUAUUUGGGAUGAAGAAUUUCAAGAAAAAAAAAUAUCUAUAUUUAAACAUAUAGAAACAGACAAUAAUUUAAAUAUUUCACCUUGUUUCUUACAUGUGAAACUUCUUCAGGAUUUCAUUGAAAAAAUUGGCGUUUUUAGGCAAAUAAUAAACUCAGAUGACAUAGAAAAAUCAAUAAAUCCUAAUACCUUAUCUUUAUUAUAUAAAAAGUAUGAAGAUUAUGCAAAUAUAAUGACAUCUCAAGGAAAUUUCAUUAUCGCUCAAAAAUAUCUUAAUUUAUUACCAGACAGUUAUAAAGAUUCUAUAACAGCAAAAGAGCGUAUUAAUAAAAUCUUAAGCACUCAACAACACUCAAAUGCAAUUAAGAACUUAAAUGCUCCUCAGCAAUUUUUACAUACGUCAUUACCACAACGACCAAUGUCAAAUCCAUAUACAACACAUUUAUAUAAUUCUCAAACAUAUAAUUCUCAAACAUAUAAUUCAUAUACUCCAAAUAUGGAUAUGUUUAACCAGCAGGCCAAUUUACAUUCGACAAAUAAACAUCCUCAGUUACAACAAAAACAACCCUCAUAUACGACAUGUCCUACACCAACUGCAUAUGUUAAUGCUUCUUCGCAACAUAAAGAUAUUCCAUCAUGGAAUGAUGCGCCAAUUAUUAACGUACUUAAAAAGGCGGUUUCACCUUCAACUCAUGUAUCUACUCCAUUCAGUCAAAACAUAUCUCAAAACGAGCAAAAUGCUAUUAAUAAAAAACCUGAUCAAUUUCCUCCUCAAAAGCAAACAUUUAUUCCCCCACCUCCAAUGACUGGACAAAAAUAUCAGGGAUUCUCUGCUCAAUCUGUACAGAAUAAUACAUCAGGGCCAUAUAACUUGAAUCCUAAUACACAGGCAAACAACUCAUCCACAAAAAAUAAUCAAAAUCCUGCAGAAAUGCACUUAUCUGGAUUAAAUAUAUAUGGGAGUGGACCAUCUAAUCCUUACAUUCCAAUACCUAAUGUUUAUCCUAUAAUUACUGGCUAUUCAAAACCGCCUCAGAAGACAGAAAGUUUAGUAUCACCAAAUAUUGAACAUGAAUCCGCUACAAGACACAAUCCGUUGGCAGAAUCAUAUACAAGCCAGGCUAAAACUUUGUAUUCUCCUCAAGAACAAACAAUUUCUCCAGUACAAGUAUCAUCAAAUCCUCAAACACUAUCAAAUCCCCAGGUACUAUCAAAUCCUCAGGUGCUAUCAAAUCCUCAAGCGCCAUCGAAAAAUGACUCUGCAAAAAAUCUGAAAAGCAAUUCCACAUCAAAUCUUAUGAAAACUGCUGCUUCGCAAAAUUCAAAAUACCCUCCUGGAGAUCGAUCACAUAUACCUCCUCAACUUAAACCCAUUUUUGAAGGUCUUUCAUCUGAAAUGGAGCAAGUUAAGUUAUAUGCACCGCCAGCAUUUAAACGACAAGUACAAGAUACAGAAAGGCGAUUAAAUAUAUUUUUUGAUCUUCUUAAUAACGAUUAUGGCCUCUCUAAAGAAUUAUUGGAUGAUAUGAAAAUACUUGUUGAAGCCAUGCUAUCUAAAAACUAUCAAAUUGCUCUAAAUAUACACAUCAAUCUCAUUACAACUAAAACAGAAGAAUGUGCUCAUUGGAUGGUAGGUGUUAAGCGAUUACUUGAGAUGUCAAGAUCUAUACCUACAUAAUACUUUAAUUUUUAAACUGGCCAAGUCAUAGUUCUAGCUUCA
Messenger RNA from Pneumocystis carinii B80, 3907 nucleotides. RefSeq lists its product as hypothetical. The record is from RefSeq and is a predicted model, not a curated record. The coding region runs from base 47 to 3865 and encodes 1272 amino acids. The transcript is spliced from 11 exons. Gene Ontology annotation, molecular function: protein binding; structural molecule activity. Gene Ontology annotation, biological process: COPII-coated vesicle cargo loading; endoplasmic reticulum to Golgi vesicle-mediated transport; endoplasmic reticulum organization. Gene Ontology annotation, cellular component: COPII vesicle coat; endoplasmic reticulum exit site. NCBI's taxonomy places the organism in Eukaryota, Fungi, Ascomycota, Pneumocystomycetes, Pneumocystales, Pneumocystaceae.